Messenger RNA from Eurytemora carolleeae, 962 nucleotides. RefSeq lists its product as uncharacterized. NCBI's taxonomy places the organism in Eukaryota, Metazoa, Arthropoda, Copepoda, Calanoida, Temoridae. The transcript has 10 exons. The record is from RefSeq and is a predicted model, not a curated record. Gene Ontology annotation, cellular component: mitochondrion. The coding region runs from base 39 to 656 and encodes 205 amino acids.
CCUCCCUAUUCUAUUUCUAGGUAAACCCUGGAUUAGAGAUGAAAGAGGUGAGAGAUGGUGUUCUAACUUUUCAAGAGGAUAAAUUAAACUCUGCAACUAUUGCAGUUAUUGGAGCCAGCUCAACUGUUGGCAGCAUUGUUGUCAGCAUGCUAGCAGCAAGAGGAUUCAAUGUUGUUGGAGUAUGUUCUGCUGGAAAUGGCGAAGCUGUCCUCAGGAAUGGAGCAGUGGGUGUAUUGGAUAGGAAUAAGGGAGGUUUGAAACUAAAAGGAGAAAUGAAGUUAGAUAUUGUUAUCGAUGCUGUGGGAGGGCAGGUGGCAGAGGAUUCAGGCAGAGAAGCUUUAGAAGGAUCUGGUCAUUUUAUAACUGUUGUUGGACCGACUGAAUUUGGAGAAGGAACGGACGGAGGUAUGAAGAAUAUUGGGAACGGGAUGAGUAUAACCUCUAGAAAGAUGAAAUCAAUGUUCUCCUCUGUUAAAUACUCUCUAGCAUCUAUGCCAUUGUAUGUAAGAGAUAUUUUGGAAAAGCUAGUUGAGGAAGGGGUGUCUGUAAUACUAGACUCAGAGGUGGAAUUAUUGAAUGAAGAGGCUGUAAAAACUGCUAUUGAUAAAGUCAGAUUGCACAAGACACGUGGCCGAUUAGUUCUCGUCAACAACUAGUUUUUAUUUCUAAAUAAAUCAAAGUUUAAAAAUUAUAGUUCAGAAAAGUUUUCUUCUAUGAUCCUGCUCUAAAUGUUUUGUUUUUUUUUCAUCAAGAAAUAUUAAUUUGAACGAAAUCAGAAAUUCUACAAUCUAGAUGUUCUAAUUGAGCAAAUAUAUUGCGUUUAUAUUUGUGAGUAAAUAAAAAAAAAUGUAAAAAUAUAUUUUGACAUUUACAUUUUUGGUCUCUACUUGCAUAUAUCAUGUACAAAUGAAUUACACUUUUUGACCGUGUUUUCUUGAAAAUAUAUUUCCCUGUUUAAUAUA